This is a messenger RNA of Jatropha curcas, 2466 nucleotides long. Its product is annotated as protein SIEVE ELEMENT OCCLUSION B. Lineage: Eukaryota; Viridiplantae; Streptophyta; Magnoliopsida; Malpighiales; Euphorbiaceae. Gene Ontology annotation, biological process: phloem development. The record is from RefSeq and is a predicted model, not a curated record.
AACCAAAUCCAACCACACACAAUCUCCUCUUCUCUUCUGUUCUCUCUCGUUCUUUGCUACUUAAAGGGUUUUUUACUUUUUGCUCAUCUGCAAUGGCAGUUGUACCUCACAAGAGUUCAAGAGCCGAACGCCAUAUGUUUUCUUCAUCUGAUGACAAUACAAUGAUGAAGCAAAUUCAGGCUACCCAUGCUCCUGAUGGCCGUGAAUUUGCUGUCAAACCUCUCCUUCAUGUAGUUGAAGACAUUUUCCAACGCGCUAAACCCACUGGCCUUGCUACCCUUGUCCAUCAUCAGGGAGCUCAUCAGGCUCAGCUUGACGCAUUGGAAGAGAAGGCUCUGCAAAAUGGGUUUUAUGAAAUGCUGGAAGUUUUAUCAUACACAAUCAACAAGAUUUCCUGCGAGAUAUCAUGCAAAUGCUCCGGUGGUGGAGAUGCACAUGCAACGACAUUGUCUAUAUUUAACUUGUUAUCAAGCUACUCAUGGGAUGCAAAAGUGGUGCUAGCCUUAGCAGCAUUUGCAGUAAACUACGGUGAGUUCUGGCUCGUCGCACAGCUUUACCUUACGAACCCAUUGGCGAAAGCAAUUGCAUUGCUUAAGCAAUUACCAGACAUACUUGAACGUGCGGAUGCAUUGAAGCCAAAGUUUGAAGCACUCAACAAUCUCAUAGGAGCCACUCUGGAUGUUGCCAAAUGCAUAGUUGAAUUCAAGGAACUUCCAGAACAGUACAUUACGCCUGAUGCACCAGAAAUGUUAACUGCUACUGCUCAUAUUCCAACGGCUGUUUACUGGACAAUCAGGAGUCUAGUGGCUUGUGCAUCGCAAAUUAUCGGCCUCAUUGGCAUGGGUCAUGAGUAUAUAGCAUCAACAACAGAAGCAUGGGAGCUAUCAAGCUUGGCUCAUAAGGUCAGAAGCAUUCACGAACAUCUCAUGAGACAGCUCACCCUUUGUUAUCAUCAUAUAGAUGAGAAAAGGCACAUUGAAGCAUAUCAAACACUUGUGCGCCUGUUCGACACCAUCCAUAUUGAUAACAUCAAGAUUCUCAAGGCUCUGAUUUAUGCUAAGGAUGAUCAACUACCGCUCUAUGACGGUGCUGCCAAGAAAAGGGCAAGCCUUGAUGUGCUUAGGAGGAAGAAUGUAUUGCUAUACAUCUCAGACCUUGAACUGCCUCGUGAAGAGCUGGAAAUGCUUGAACAAAUGUACACUGAAGCCCGACAACAUCCAUCCAGGACGGAAAGUCAAUAUGAGGUAGUAUGGCUUCCGGUGGUGGACCGGUCAUCUCCAUGGGAUGAUGUAAAGCAAAAGCAAUUUGAAACUCUCCAGACAAUGAUGCCAUGGUAUUCAGUCUAUCACCCUUCAUUGCUAGACCCUGCAGUCAUCAGAUACAUCAAGGAGGUCUGGCGCUUCAACAAGAAGCCAUUGUUAGUUGUGUUGGAUCCACAAGGCAAAGUAGUGAAUCCUAAUGCUAUACACAUGAUGUGGAUUUGGGGAAGCAUAGCUUUCCCUUUCACUAGCCUGAGAGAGGAAGCACUCUGGAAGGAAGAAAGCUGGAGGAUUGAGUUAUUGGCAGACGCCAUUGAUGCUAAUAUCCUUGCCUGGAUACAAGAAGGGAAGUACAUAUGCUUGUAUGGCGGAGAGGACAUAGAAUGGAUUCGCAGAUUCACUAAAACAGCAGCUGUAGUUGCAAAAGAAGCAAACAUCCAGUUAGAAAUGCUAUAUGUAGGAAAGAGCAACCCCAGAGAGAAAGUGAGAAAAAACAAUGUAACAAUCCAAUCAGAGAACCUUAGCCAUGUAUUACCAGACCUUACAUUGAUAUGGUUCUUCUGGGUCAGACUAGAAAGCAUGUGGCACUCCAAAGUGCAACAUAACAGAACCGUAGAGAAUGAUUCAAUAAUGCAAGAGAUAGUUACAAUGCUUAGCUUUGAUGGAAGUGAGCAAGGAUGGGCUGUGCUUAGUCAUGGAUCAGGAGUUAAUGAUCAAAUGGCCAAGGCAAAAGGUGUUGAUAUUUUGAAAAGCUUGGAUGAAUUUCAGACAUGGAGGAAGACUGCGGAAGAAAGCGGUUUUGUGCCUGCACUUAAUGAAUACCUGACCGGACACCAUAGUCCACUUCACUGCAACCGCCUGAUUCUGCCCGGAACCACCGGAAGUAUUCCUGAAAAGGUGGUCUGUGCUGAAUGCAGCCGCCCUAUGGAGAAGUUCAUUAUGUACCGCUGCUGCACCGAUUAAGGCUACAGCUAUUUUUAACUUACAUAGCACUUCUGUGUUUACUAUAGGCAACAGCUACACAUAUAUAUAUGGUUUGCGCUGUGGCUGGGAUUAAAUAACAGAUGCUUGCAGUGUGAGAACUUGCAGCGUGAGAACUGGCUAUCUCUGCUGCUUGUUUCUUUUUUCUUAAUUGCAUUUUGUAAUUUUCCUUAUCUAAGAAUUGAUACUUUAUAAUAACAUCUUGGUUCAAUUUAUUUUCAAUCAA